Cantharellus anzutake is the source of this 543-nucleotide messenger RNA. RefSeq lists its product as uncharacterized. Bases 1 to 543 code for a protein of 180 amino acids. The record is from RefSeq and is a predicted model, not a curated record. The transcript is spliced from 6 exons. Lineage: Eukaryota; Fungi; Basidiomycota; Agaricomycetes; Cantharellales; Hydnaceae.
AUGCAUAAUCCCAACGCAUGUGUGAGUCUGGCUACUCAGACAACACUGUCGCCGAGGGGAAAUAUACUUGCCAGGGUGACCAUAGUGUCUGAGAGUGACUCAGUCAUCAUAGAAUUAUUCAGGGACAUCUUGCUUGACGUGCUUGUCUUGCCAAUCGAUGAAGUGAUUGACUAUUUUAGCGCAAACACUGGCUUCCAGCCCUCACACUUUGUUCCAUCGCGGGUAACAGCCAACACAAUUUCUUUCGAGCAAGCUCGCUACCAGGCUCAAUCGAUUUUGCACGGCGCUGCGGAUCCAUCAUCCUACCGAUCAGACCAGGGACCUCGGUUUAUACUUCCCGAUGCAAAUGGGGACGGCUUCCAGAACAUUGUGAGACGAGCCAUGAAUAGGACAAUUCGUGAAGGUUUCGAGAACACCGUUGAGGAUGCCCGCGCAGCAAUGGAUCUGUAUCGAUCAUGCGCAGCCAACUGGGAGGCGCUCAUCGCAUCCUCAAUAUGGCCAUGCCUUCUCGCUCCGGAGCAGUUUAGGCAAUGGUACUUGUGA